Girardinichthys multiradiatus is the source of this 2555-nucleotide messenger RNA. Its product is annotated as inosine-uridine preferring nucleoside hydrolase-like. Gene Ontology annotation, molecular function: hydrolase activity, hydrolyzing N-glycosyl compounds. NCBI's taxonomy places the organism in Eukaryota, Metazoa, Chordata, Actinopteri, Cyprinodontiformes, Goodeidae. The record is from RefSeq and is a predicted model, not a curated record. The transcript is spliced from 8 exons. The coding region runs from base 99 to 1052 and encodes 317 amino acids.
GUCCUCAGGCUUGGGCUGUUCUUCAUGAAAAAGACACUCAGCAGCCGCUUAGAAGCCAUUCCUGAUUCAUCAUCUGUUCAGUCCGUUCACUCACCAGGAUGAAGAAGCUGAUUCUUGACGUUGACACUGGAGUUGAUGAUGCUCAGGCCAUCAUGAUUGCCCUCACUGCUCCAGAUGUGAAGAUUCUGGGGAUCACCUGCUGCCAUGGCAACACUCCUUUGGAUAAUGUCCUCAAGAACACCCUGCGUGUCCUGAAGGUCUGCAACAGGCUGGAUAUUCCAGUUUAUAAGGGUUUCUCGAAGCCUCUGCUGGCCAACAAACAGCACGCGUCAGAUUAUCAUGGAAAAGAUGGACUGGGGGAAGUCCCAGAUCCAGAUGCUCCAGGUGUUGAGCUGCUGCAGAAGGAGAAGGCUGCAGAGGCGAUGAUUAAAAUUGCAAAGGCAAAUCCUGGAGAGGUGAUCCUUGUGGCUACCGGACCCCUAACUAACCUUGCGGUCGCUGUGCAGCUGGACCCUUCCCUCCCAAAGAAACUGAAGUCACUCUACAUCAUGGGAGGAAAUACUGAAUCGCGGGGUAACACCACAAUGUGUGGGGAGUUCAACUUUGUGGCUGACCCCGAAGCAGCUUACAUUGUGUUGGACCGCUACACCUGUCCCACCUACAUCGCCGCGUGGGAGUUCAGCUGCAGGAGCAGCCUCCCAUGGUCUUUCUGCGAUGAGUGGCUGUCCCUAAAGACAGAGAAGGCUGCUUUCAUCAGAAAGAUAUCAAAUCUUUCAAUGAAUAAAGCUCGUUCAGCUGAUUAUCAAAAGGAAAUCAUAGCUGGAAAAGGCUUCAACCCUUGCGACGUCUUUGCGCUCGCUGCUGCGGUCGACGAUGGAUUCAUAACAGAGAGUGAAAAGGUGGCGGUGACAGUGGAGCUGGAUGGGAAACACACCCGAGGCAUGAUGGUGCUGGACUACAUGGAGCACCUGAAGAAGGACCACAAGGCCGUCAUCAUGAAAACUGUUGACCUGGAGAAGCUGAAGAAAAUGUUGUUUAAGGCCGUGAAGUAGAAAUAUCACGAUGUGACAUGCAGAAAAAAAUACUGAGCAUCAACAAAUUCUUAAAGAGUUUAUAGUGGUAACAUGGUGAAAGGGGGUAAAUACAUAGCACACCAUUUUCAGAACUUUACUUCUCUUCUACUUCAGUUAUGCAUUUCUUGUUGUCCUAUCACAUAAAUACACUGAAUUUCUAUUUGUAACUUUAAUUCGGAGUUAGAGGAACAUUUUAUUAGUGCCACAAAUUUCCAGUUCAUUGGACCUCAGAACAUUUCAAGGAAUCAAGAAUUAGACUCAAUGAAAGCUCCUAGUGCAUAAUUAUACCAGGAUACUAAGGAAACCGUGGGGUACUAAAAACCUUUUGAUUCAUUUUUUACUGAACUAACAAUGUUAGUAUGGAGGAUGCAGUGCUAUAUCUGGCAAAUAAACCCUUGCUCUAAUACACCAGCUCAGCCAAAACUGAGGCUGAGUUAUAUUUUUUGUGUCUAUAGAUAACGAAGAUUGAUCAUAAACUCUCAUUUCAAAGGCUUCUAUUAAAAAACACAUUCAUUCAUGUCCGUGUUUGAGGUAUAACCGUGAAUGAGCCAACUCCAUUGGCCAAGAGACCAUCCCAGGCGUGAAUGGUCUCAGGAUGCCGUGAUUGGACAACACAUGGCUCAUAGUCUUCUCCAGGCAGUUCUGCUUUCAGAUCUCCCAACAAUCUAAAGCGGGCUUCAUUGGAGAAAGUUUGGUCCAGUCCUCUGCCGGCCAGUUCUGGGUAGUUAUUGCAGGAUGUCCGUGGUUCCUUUGCUGCCUUCUGAAAACCAGCCUACCAAACGCCUCUCCCUUCCUGCCCAAUAAAACACUCCCACCUGCCAUGUCUGACGGAGCACUGCACUAAGUUUGAUUUGGGUGCAGCCUUACUAGCGGUAAUAUCCUUGCAUGUAAAACUAUUUUGAUGCAAAUCAACAAUGACAGCACAGGUUUCCUUGUCGGUUCUGCUCUCUUUGUUCAAUCAGAAUGCAAGAGAGGCAUCACCUGCCCAGUUCUCAGCAACCACCCCCUCCCUCCCCACUGAGGAAACCAUAAGAUCAAUUAAGUGAUGCAAUCGGGGCUUUCAGUCAAUGUGCAAAUGAGUGUCUAGCAAUAAAGUGCAUUCUUAUACAUUUUGCAAUAAAUUGCACUUCAUUUGCUAGUGUUUAUAGCAACCUAGAAUCAUUUUACAUUGCUACCAUUAAAACUGAAGCAGUAAAGUCUGUUAAAGCAGGAUUUAUGUCAGUCUCAAACUAUUAGCAAAGACUGUAAUUUAAAUUCCUACCUGGUACAAAAUACCUAAUCUUUUUAUUUCUUUUUACCGUUCCAACUAUUUUCUAUAGACUUAAAGGUUUAUUUGUCAUGCAGGGAUACUUUAGGUCUAUUACAUUGGGCGCCGCACAAUGGCAGCCCACUGCUCCCUGUAAGGGAUGGGUUAAAUUCAGAGGAUAAAUUUCAUUGUAAUGUACAUGUGCAAUGACCAAUAAAGAUGAUUAUUAUGAUUAA